Molecule: messenger RNA, 1664 nt
Organism: Neomonachus schauinslandi (Hawaiian monk seal)
Lineage: Eukaryota; Metazoa; Chordata; Mammalia; Carnivora; Phocidae
Gene: TARBP2
Product: TARBP2 subunit of RISC loading complex
Exons: 9
Coding region: 289-1389 (366 amino acids)
Biological process (GO): regulation of miRNA processing; regulation of siRNA processing; regulation of viral transcription
Cellular component (GO): RISC-loading complex
Molecular function (GO): double-stranded RNA binding; siRNA binding; pre-miRNA binding
Source: RefSeq, a predicted model, not a curated record
CAAAACGGCCCUCAGUUCGGGAAGCGACAGUGGAGGAGGGCUCUGCUCCUCCCUGAAGGCGGUGCUGCAUGCCAGAGCAAACCACGCGGAGGGUUGUGGGGCGGAUAGCUCCCCUCCCGAUGGAGACUCAUGGAGUCGGGUGGGCGGGGGACUCCAUGUCCCAGCAUGCCCCGCGGCGGGCCCGACCGGCCGCGACUCGGGGCUUGGCCCCGGCCCUAGCUCGUCGGCGGUGUAUUGGGGCGCGUAGAGGCUGUAGUCACGGUGGCGCCCGCGGGGACGGAGGUGGGAAUGAGUGAAGAGGAGCAGGGCUCCGGUACUACCACGGGCUGCGGGCUGCCCAGUAUAGAGCAAAUGCUGGCGGCCAACCCGGGCAAGACCCCGAUCAGCCUUCUGCAGGAGUAUGGGACCAGAAUAGGGAAGACGCCCGUGUACGACCUUCUCAAAGCCGAGGGCCAAGCCCACCAGCCUAAUUUCACCUUCCGGGUCACCGUUGGCGACACCAGCUGCACCGGUCAGGGCCCCAGCAAGAAGGCAGCCAAGCACAAGGCAGCUGAGGUGGCCCUCAAACACCUCAAAGGGGGGAGCAUGCUGGAGCCGGCCCUGGAGGACAGCAGUUCUUUUUCUCCCCUAGACUCUUCGCUGCCUGAGGACAUUCCAGUUUUUACUGCUGCAGCGGCUGCCACUCCGGGUCCAUCUGCUGUUCCAACCAGGAGCCCCCCCAUGGAGGUGCAGCCCCCCGUCUCCCCUCAGCAGUCUGAGUGCAAUCCUGUUGGCGCUCUGCAGGAGCUGGUGGUGCAGAAAGGCUGGCGGUUGCCUGAGUACACGGUGACCCAAGAGUCUGGGCCAGCCCACCGCAAAGAGUUUACCAUGACCUGCCGAGUGGAGCGUUUCAUUGAGAUUGGCAGCGGCACUUCCAAAAAGCUGGCAAAGCGUAACGCGGCUGCCAAAAUGCUGCUUCGGGUGCACACGGUGCCUCUGGAUGCCCGGGAUGGGAAUGAGGCAGAGCCCGAUGACGACCACUUCUCCAUUGGUGUGGGCUCCCGCCUGGAUGGACUUCGGAACCGGGGCCCAGGCUGCACCUGGGAUUCUCUGCGAAAUUCAGUGGGAGAGAAGAUCCUGUCCCUCCGCAGCUGCUCCUUGGGCGCCUUAGGUGCUCUGGGCCCUGCCUGCUGCAGUGUCCUUAGUGAGCUCUCUGAGGAACAGGCCUUCCAUGUCAGCUACCUGGAUAUUGAGGAACUGAGCCUGAGUGGGCUCUGCCAGUGCCUGGUGGAGCUGUCCACACAGCCGGCGACCGUGUGUCAUGGCUCUGCAACGACCAGGGAGGCAGCCCGUGGUGAGGCUGCUCGCCGUGCCCUGCAGUACCUCAAGAUCAUGGCGGGCAGCAAGUAAAGCCCCAGCUGGACUCACGGACACACGUCCUUGCUCCCUGCUCUUCUUCCCCCAGCCCUUGAGUCUGUUCAGCUCUGGUACCCCUGGAGGUGCCAUCUCUACCUCUGACACAGACUGCCUGCCUGCAGGCUGAGGAGGACACUGGCCCAGGAGCCAGGGACCACGGGGCUUUGGCUGGCCCAAGAUCCGUUCUCAUGUCACUGGUCGUGAUGAGUGGGAAUGAAACCAGGGGGCUCUCCCUUAGAGCCCAGAAUAAAUGCGCUGCCUCUUGGAUU